Messenger RNA from Thamnophis elegans (Western terrestrial garter snake), 1983 nucleotides. It is a transcript of the gene LIMCH1, whose product is annotated as LIM and calponin homology domains 1. The coding region runs from base 50 to 1900 and encodes 616 amino acids. The transcript is spliced from 14 exons. Gene Ontology annotation, molecular function: myosin II head/neck binding; actin binding. Gene Ontology annotation, biological process: positive regulation of stress fiber assembly; regulation of focal adhesion assembly; actomyosin structure organization. Gene Ontology annotation, cellular component: stress fiber. NCBI's taxonomy places the organism in Eukaryota, Metazoa, Chordata, Lepidosauria, Squamata, Natricidae. The record is from RefSeq and is a predicted model, not a curated record.
AGGAGGAGGCGAAGGGGAGGCGGCGGGGCCAUCUCCGCCCGCUCUGCGGAUGGCCAGCCCGGCUCUGGCUCUGGCUCAGCCGCCCCAGCCCCAGCCCGCCCUGGCCGAAGCCCGGCGCUGGAUCGAGAAAGUCACCGGAAAAACUUUUGGCGAUAAACAUUUUCGAUCAGGAUUGGAAAAUGGGGUGCUGCUGUGUGAGUUGUUGAAUUCCAUCUUGCCCGGAUUGGUCACCAAGAUCAACAGAUCGCCCACUCCCGCUGCAGGACUGGACAACGUUGCCUUGUUCUUAAGAGGUUGUAGGGAAGUGGGACUGAAAGAAUCUCAGCUGUUCGACCCCGGAGACCUGCAGGAAGCCACAAGCCGAACAGCAGUCAAGAAUCUUGAUGGGAACAGAAAGCUGAAAAACGUUUUGGUCACCAUCUAUUGGCUGGGGAAAACCGUAAACAACAGCAGUCACUUUAACGGACCGCCACUGAAUCUGAAAGAAUUCGAAGGAUUGUUAACCCAGAUGAAAAAGGACACGGAAGACGUUGAGAGUCCAAAGCGCAGCAUCCGCGACAGCGGCUACGUAGAUUGCUGGGACUCGGAGCGCAGCGAUUCUCUUUCUCCCCCGCGUCACGGCCGAGAUGAUUCCUUCGACAGUCUGGAUUCCUUCGGGUCCCGGUCCCAGCAGACCCCUUCUCCAGAUGUGGUGCUGAGAGGGAGUAGCGAUGGGAGAGGAAGCGAUUCGGAGUCGGACCUGCCCCACCGAAAGCUGCCGGACAUGAAGAAGGAUGACAUGUCGGCUCGGCGGACCUCCUACAGUGAGCCGAAAUCAUUUGUGCCUUUUAACCAGUACCUUCCCAAUAAAAGUAACCAGACUGCCUAUAUCCCGGCUCCGCUCAGGAAGAAGAAAGCCGAGCGAGAUGAUUUCCGGAAGAGUUGGAGCACGACGGCCUCUCCGCGAGGGGGAGGAGGAGAGCGGCCUUUCAGAUCCGGCUGCAGAACCCCUGUGUCCGAUGAUACGGAGAGCGUGAGCAUGUGCGACAUGCGAUGCCCAGACGAGGGCGCUGUGAAUCAACCGCACAGCAAAGAUCGCCAUGAAAAGCUGCAGAUCAUUCACCACCAGCUGAAGGAAGACGAGGAUCAGUGGCAGGAUGAUUUAGCCCGUUGGAAAAACCGUCGGAGGAGUGCUUCCCAGGACUUGCUGAAAAAAGAAGCCGAGAGGAAGAAGAUGGAGCAGCUACUCAUUGGAGGAGAGGGGAGCAAUGAGAGACGGAAGAGCAUCAAAACGUACCGAGAGAUUGUGGAGGAGAAAGAGAAGCGGGAGCGAGAACUUCACGAAGCCUACAAGAACGCCAGGUCUCAGGAAGAGGCCGAUAGGAUUCUCCAGCAUUACAUCGAGAGGUUCACCAUCAGCGAAGCUGUCCUCGAACGCCUGGGGAUGCCAAAACUUUUGGAAAGAAGCCAUUCGGUGGAGCCAAAUGCAUCCUCCCCACCCAAGGACCCCAACCCCCUCCGAUAUUUACGCCAGCAGUCGCUUCCGCCCCCGAAAUUCACUGCCACGUUCGAAGCCACCAUCAUCCCGACCACUGGAUCGGAGGCCAGCAUGUCCACCAGCUCCCCCUCCUCAAGCAGACCCUCCGGCUGCGUGGCUAUGCCUCUGGUGACGCCAAAGCCUUACUCCCAGCCGAAAGAGAGCCGGGAGGUUUUGAGAAACUUCAAGGUGGACGGAAAGAUCGCGGUGAACGGAGAAGCCAGCAAUGGGGUGGAAGCCGAGCCAGACAAGGAAUGCCCAGCCUUCCUCUUCGAACCUUCCCCCAGCUUUUCAACCCAGUCUGACCCCGUGGCGGAAUCCCCUGGGGCACCCACGGAAGGAAGCGCAGAUUCCGUCCCUCCCGAGCCGGUUCAGAAGAGCUAAUCGAACACGCUCUACCCAGAGAGCAAGUUGACUCCUGCACGGAAGAAGCUGAACUAGCCAGCCGAAAAGAAAGAACGGAUUCG